Messenger RNA from Trichoderma citrinoviride, 1476 nucleotides. RefSeq lists its product as hypothetical. Gene Ontology annotation, molecular function: zinc ion binding; transcription cis-regulatory region binding; DNA-binding transcription factor activity, RNA polymerase II-specific. The record is from RefSeq and is a predicted model, not a curated record. The transcript has 5 exons. Gene Ontology annotation, biological process: positive regulation of transcription by RNA polymerase II. Gene Ontology annotation, cellular component: nucleus. NCBI's taxonomy places the organism in Eukaryota, Fungi, Ascomycota, Sordariomycetes, Hypocreales, Hypocreaceae. Bases 1 to 1476 code for a protein of 491 amino acids.
AUGAAGGCCAAGCAAGGUUGCUGGACAUGUAAACAGCGGAAAAUCGGGUGUGACAGGGAUCUGCCCGUGUGCCACAACUGCACACGCACGGGCAGACAAUGCCUGGGCUACGGGCUUCGUCUGCUAUGGCCGGAUCGCCAUGAUGGUCGGCGCAAGAACAGCGGCUUCGUGGUCUACGAACCUCCGGAGAACCCGCACGAGUCCUCCAAGAGCUAUGGAGUUCACUUUCUCAACGUCAACCAUAACGAUGUCGCCUCAUCGCUGGAUCCGACAUCUUACAAUGCCCUCGUUGCGAAAACAGUUGCCAAACCCACCCGGGCUCUCAAUCUCUAUCCGACAAUGAUCGGCCAAGAUGCUGUGUUCAUGUCCUACUAUGAACGCGUUAUUGCUCCGAUGAUAUCGACCACUCAGGUCCAGAACGGCUUCCGGACGGAUCUUGUCCAGAUGGUACUAUCACGGGGAGACAGCGCAACAAAGGCACUAUGGAACUCGAUGAUGGCCGUUGCCGCCUUUCAUCACAGCGGCACCGCAGCAGCUCUUACAUACAAGACGAAUGCCGUUCGCUACCUAUCUGCUUCUUUGACCCCCGGACACGAGACGAGCUCGAUCGAUCUCAAUCAGACGCAGUUUGCCGCAUCCAUGAUGCUGUGCAUCUAUAGUGUAUUUGAUGAGACCGACGGCCACUGGACGACACACCUCGACGGUGCCAAAUAUAUGCUGGAAGGAUUGUAUCCGGAAUAUCGAAGGCAGCUCAAGGCAGAUUUCCUCUUCACCUGGUUCCUGUAUCACGAAGUAUUGGCGUGCUUCAGCCAGCCUCUCCGACAAGCCCACAACUGCAUUGAUGUUCUUUUCCUGUUGGGGGCUUCCAACUGCGAUGCCACAGUAAUACUUGGAGCUCUGGGGUGCUCUUUGGAGACGAUCGCAAUCAUCCACCGAAUAAACAAAUUCCGCAUAGCUAUCAUACAGAAAGAGGUCGACCCUCUAUCGCCCAAGCUGAUCCAGCAACGUUUCGAACUGGAGCAUACGCUGCACAACCUUGUCCAGAGACUUGAUCCCGAAGGCGAAGCUGGUGAGGUACCAGCAAGGCGAACGCGCAUUCUAGCCACUGCAGAGCUUUACCGCAUAGGGACGAUUCUGUAUCUGCUCCACGUUAUCCCUUUGCCCGGAGACGAGGAGGCAAAGGCAACUUAUCUGGAAGAGGUCUUUGACAUAUUGGACCGCCUGGGAGUCGCGACCAGCCCAUGGCCUAUCUUCAUGGUUGCAUGCGAAUGCCAAACGGACGAACAGCGCAUCAGGAUUCUACGUAUUUUGGAUUUGAUGAACAACGUGAGGAAUAUCGGCAACAUUCGGGUGAUGCGCAAUCUUAUAGAGACUUGUUGGAAACACUACGACCUUCAGGCUGACACAACGUACAUGCAUCGCACGAAAUGGUGGGAGUUUAUUCAUUAUGAGACGGCAGUUCCAUGGUUUAUAUGA